Messenger RNA from Ogataea haglerorum, 1197 nucleotides. RefSeq lists its product as uncharacterized. The transcript has a single exon. The record is from RefSeq and is a predicted model, not a curated record. The coding region runs from base 1 to 1197 and encodes 398 amino acids. NCBI's taxonomy places the organism in Eukaryota, Fungi, Ascomycota, Pichiomycetes, Pichiales, Pichiaceae.
AUGUCCUCUUCGAGCGAUGUUUCUAAGGGACGCCGAACUGCAAACGGUCAUAAAAAUGACCACCAGGCACUUGACAAUCAGGUCAACGAAUACCUUAAUGAUAUGAACUACGUCGACGAUGUGCAGAAUGAUGUCCGAAUACACAAUUUCGGGGUUGAUUUAUCAGCUCUCAACAACGAGGACUUCCACAUAGAUCCUUCUAUCACCAACGAAGAUUCAAAACAACAAGAUCAGGAAAACAUAAAUGCAGCUGCAACUGCAGUGGUAGCGUACCAAGAGACUCGGCGAGCUAAGGAUGAGAAACAAUCAGAUAAACCAUCUCACAUCGACGAAAGCAACUCGUUCCGUCUGUUGGAGGUUCCCGAAAACGUGGACCCCAAAAAGAUGUGUCGGUUUUGUGGCAAGACAUUUGCUCAUCCGGGGUCCCUCGGAAGACACCUCGACAAUCGCAAAGGGUCUCCGAUGCAUCCAGCGGACCAGAUUGAACGAAUUCGUUCCAAUGUGGCUAGACGCGGUAAUCCAGAGGAAGUUCGCGCACGCAGGGCAGAAAGGGCGCGCCUUUACAAUAGGAGAGACUAUGUGAAGUUGAAAAAUAGAGAACGACGACGAACACAAAGCAAAAUCUACAGAGUGAGGGAGAACGCGCAAUUACAGUUCUAUAAGAGUAUCAGCACCCCUUCUUUGGCUGCACAUCCUUCGUUUCCGCGUAUGGUGUUAUUUUUCCUUUCUCCGAAAGAUUGGCCGCAUGAUCCUCCAACGUUUCAAACGCAUGAGACGUUGAUCAUGCAUCUCGAUUCAGAUCCCGAAUUACGCAGACGCUUACCAUAUUUAUCGGCCAAUCUGGGAAUUGACGAUUACAAGGACAAGCUGAACACCGCGUUCGAGAACUGGAUGACUUUGUCAAGUGAAGCGAAAAAGGAGAUGUGGAUGCGAGAGCAGCGUCUGUGUGCUCAGGACGCACUAGGCAGUCUAAGUCUAUUUGAUUUUGCAAUCAGAGAGAAAUGGGCUCAUAAGCUGACCAACGAUAAGAGACAGGAGAUACUUCAGAGCAACAAGUCGGAGAGUAUGAGCUCUCCAAAUUACAAUGAGUCCUCUGAUUCCGAUUCCGGUCGAGACGUCAAGGAUGCGCUAUGUCCUGAUGAAUUUGCGGCCGUGGCAGUAGCUGCGGCAGCUGUCGUCAACAAUCACGAUGAGUAA